Messenger RNA from Rhinopithecus roxellana (golden snub-nosed monkey), 5411 nucleotides. RefSeq names its product YEATS domain containing 2 (gene YEATS2). Gene Ontology annotation, cellular component: NuA4 histone acetyltransferase complex. The transcript is spliced from 31 exons. Lineage: Eukaryota; Metazoa; Chordata; Mammalia; Primates; Cercopithecidae. Bases 215 to 4477 code for a protein of 1420 amino acids. Gene Ontology annotation, biological process: regulation of transcription by RNA polymerase II; chromatin remodeling. Gene Ontology annotation, molecular function: histone binding. The record is from RefSeq and is a predicted model, not a curated record.
CGCGCCCGGCUGCUGACGUGCGGGGCGGAACGGGUCGGGCGGGUUCCACUGACCCGUGUGUUUCCGCAGGCUGCGGGGGUCGCUGGGGCCUCGUGGCUGGGCAGCUCCGCGGGGCUUCGCCCGCUCCCUCGCCUCGCUCUGCCCUCUUGCGGCGCCUGGCGGGGCCCGCGCUGCAGCCGGAGACCCGGAGAAAGGUGAAGAACCGAAUGUCAUCAUGUCUGGAAUCAAGCGAACCAUCAAAGAAACCGACCCUGAUUAUGAGGAUGUAUCUGUGGCCCUUCCAAAUAAGCGGCAUAAAGCAAUUGAGAAUUCAGCUCGAGAUGCUGCUGUGCAGAAGAUUGAGACUAUUAUCAAGGAACAGUUUGCUCUUGAAAUGAAGAAUAAGGAACAUGAAAUUGAAGUCAUUGACCAGCGACUGAUUGAAGCAAGAAGGAUGAUGGAUAAACUGCGUGCCUGCAUUGUAGCAAACUACUAUGCUUCUGCAGGUCUUCUAAAAGUUUCUGAGGGAUCAAAGACAUGUGAUACAAUGGUUUUUAAUCAUCCUGCUAUCAAGAAAUUUUUGGAAUCACCAUCUAGGUCAUCAUCUCCUGCCAAUCAGAGAGCAGAAACACCAUCAGCCAAUCAUUCAGAAAGUGAUUCUUUAUCUCAGCACAAUGACUUCUUAUCUGACAAAGAUAAUAACAGCAAUAUGGAUAUAGAGGAAAGACUCUCAAACAACAUGGAGCAGAGACCAAGCCGAAAUAUUGGAAGAGAUGCUUCUAGCGUUACUGGCUCCCAUAAAACAGAACAGCGGAAUGCUGAUCUCACAGAUGAGACUUCGCGACUUUUUGUAAAGAAAACAAUAGUAGUGGGCAAUGUGUCCAAGUAUAUACCUCCGGAUAAGAGGGAAGAAAAUGACCAGUCAACUCAUAAGUGGAUGGUAUAUGUCCGAGGGUCCCGUAGAGAACCCAGCAUUAAUCAUUUUGUCAAGAAAGUUUGGUUCUUCCUUCAUCCCAGCUAUAAACCAAAUGACCUUGUGGAAGUUAGAGAGCCUCCUUUUCACCUGACCAGAAGAGGCUGGGGUGAGUUUCCUGUCAGAGUUCAAGUUCACUUUAAGGACAGCCAGAACAAGCGGAUAGAUAUCAUACAUAAUCUGAAGCUGGAUAGAACUUAUACUGGCUUGCAGACUCUUGGAGCAGAGACGGUAGUAGAUGUUGAACUCCAUCGCCAUUCUCUGGGAGAAGACUAUAUAUAUCCUCAGUCCUCGGAGUCUGAUAUCUCUGAUGCCCCUCCAUCUUUGCCUUUGACCAUUCCAGCCCCAGUGAAAGCUUCUUCACCAAUAAAGCAGUCACAUGAGCCAGUACCCAAUACCUCUGUGGAGAAAGCAGGAUUCCCAGCUGGCACUGAAGCUGAACGACACGCUCCGUUUUAUUCUUUGCCAUCUUCAUUGGAAAGAACACCUACCAAAAUGACAACAUCCCAGAAAGUUACCUUUUGUUCUCAUGGCAAUUCAGCUUUCCAGCCAAUAGCAUCAAGCUGCAAAAUUGUGCCACAAAGUCAGGUUCCUAAUCCUGAGUCACCUGGAAAGUCCUUCCAGCCCAUCACCAUGAGCUGCAAGAUUGUGUCAGGUUCCCCAAUAUCAACUCCAAGCCCAUCACCAUUGCCUCGAACCCCAACUUCCACUCCAGUUCACGUGAAGCAAGGCACUGCUGGCUCUGUUAUUAAUAAUCCUUAUGUUAUCAUGGACAAGCAGCCGGGACAGAUGAUUGGAGCCAGCACUCCCAGUACAGGAAGUCCUACAAACAAGAUCUCCACGGCUUCUCAGGUCUCCCAAGGAACAGGUUCCCCUGUUCCUAAAAUUCAUGGAAGUAGUUUUGUAACAUCUACUGUCAAGCAGGAGGAUUCUUUGUUUGCAUCUAUGCCACCUCUUUGCCCAAUUGGGAGUCACCCUAAGGUUCAAAGCCCCAAACCUAUAACAGGAGGACUUGGAGCUUUCACAAAAGUAAUCAUCAAACAGGAACCUGGUGAAGCACCUCAUGUGCCCGCAACAGGAGCUGCCAGCCAGUCACCACUCCCGCAGUAUGUGACUGUGAAAGGGGGUCACAUGAUAGCUGUGUCCCCUCAGAAACAGGUCAUAACUACUGGAGAAGGGAUUGCCCAGUCAACAAAGGUUCAGCCCUCCAAGGUUGUCGGAGUACCAGUUGGGUCCGCUUUACCUUCAACAGUGAAGCAGGCUGUGGCGAUCAGUGGUGGCCAGAUCCUGGUAGCCAAGGCCAGCUCUUCUGUCUCCAAAGCAGUUGGUCCAAAGCAAGUUGUGACCCAAGGAGUUGCCAAAGCAAUUGUGAGUGGAGGUGGAGGAACCAUUGUGGCUCAGCCAGUGCAGACCUUAACCAAGGCCCAGGUCACUGCUGCUGGUCCUCAGAAGAGUGGAUCCCAGGGUUCAGUAAUGGCAACAUUGCAGCUACCAGCCACUAAUUUGGCCAACUUGGCAAAUUUGCCUCCUGGCACUAAACUCUACCUAACUACAAACAGCAAGAACCCUUCAGGAAAAGGAAAACUGCUGCUGAUCCCUCAGGGAGCCAUCCUGCGAGCUACAAAUAGUGCUAAUCUCCAAUCUGGCUCAGCUGCCAGUGGUGGGAGUGGUGCCGGAGGAGGAGGAGGUGGUGGAGGCGGUGGCAGUGGUGGAGGCAGCAGUGCAGGAGGAGGAGGAGGAACAGCAGGAGGAGGAACUCAAAGUACCGCCAGCCCUGGAGGGAUAUCUCAGCACCUGACUUAUACAUCUUACAUCCUCAAGCAAACUCCCCAGGGCACAUUUUUAGUUGGCCAGCCAUCACCCCAGACUUCUGGAAAACAACUCACCACUGGGUCAGUGGUCCAAGGAACACUGGGAGUCAGCACGUCUUCUGCACAAGGACAACAAACGCUAAAGGUCAUCUCUGGACAGAAAACCACGUUGUUUACACAGGCAGCUCAUGGAGGACAGGCAUCUCUAAUGAAAAUAUCCGAUAGCACCUUGAAGACUGUGCCAGCCACCUCACAGCUCUCAAAGCCUGGAACCACAAUGCUGAGAGUAGCAGGAGGGGUUAUCACAACUGCCACUUCCCCAGCUGUGGCCCUCUCAGCAAAUGGUCCUGCACAACAGUCUGAGGGAAUGGUUCCCAUGUCUUCAUCUACGGUCAGUUCUGUAACGAAAACUUCUGGGCAGCCGCAAGUGUGUGUGAGCCAGACCACCGUGGGAACCUGCAAGGCUGCCACCCCCACCGUCGUCAGUGCCACGUCCCUCGUGCCCACACCAAACCCCAUCUCUGGGAAAGCCACAGUAUCAGGACUGUUAAAGAUUCACUCCAGCCAAGCCAGUCCCCAGCAGGCGGUCCUGACGAUUCCCAGCCAGCUCAAACCACUCAGCGUAAACACGUCUGGAGGGGUGCAGACAAUCCUGAUGCCUGUGAAUAAAGUGGUUCAGUCAUUUUCUACCAGCAAGCCACCUGCCAUUCUGCCUGUAGCUGCCCCAACUCCAGUUGUCCCCAGCUGUGUUCCAGCAGCUGUUGCAAAAGUGAAGACUGAACCAGAAACACCUGGGCCGAGCUGCCUCUCUCAGGAGGGUCAGACAGCAGUGAAAACAGAAGAAAGUUCUGAGCUGGGAAACUAUGUCAUUAAGAUAGACCAUUUAGAGACUAUCCAGCAACUCUUAACAGCAGUAGUAAAGAAGAUUCCAUUAAUCACUGCAAAAAGUGAAGAUGCCAGCUGCUUUUCUGCGAAGUCUGUAGAGCAGUACUAUGGCUGGAACAUUGGAAAAAGGAGAGCUGCUGAGUGGCAAAGAGCAAUGACAAUGCGAAAAGUCUUACAAGAAAUCCUGGAGAAGAAUCCGAGAUUUCACCACCUGACUCCCCUCAAAACCAAGCAUAUUGCUCACUGGUGCCGCUGUCAUGGCUACACCCCACCAGACCCUGAGAGCCUGAGGAAUGACGGGGACUCCAUCGAGGAUGUGCUGACCCAGAUCGACAGCGAGCCUGAGUGCCCAUCAUCGUUCUCCUCUGCGGACAACCUCUGCCGCAAACUGGAGGACCUGCAGCAGUUCCAGAAAAGGGAACCCGAGAAUGAGGAGGAGGUGGACAUCCUCAGCCUCUCUGAGCCAGUAAAGAUAAACAUCAAGAAGGAGCAGGAAGACAAACAAGAGGAAGUCAAGUUCUACCUGCCACCAACCCCAGGGUCUGAAUUUAUUGGGGAUGUCACACAGAAGAUUGGGAUCACCCUGCAGCCCGUGGCGCUCCACAGGAACGUGUAUGCGUCCGUGGUGGAGGACAUGAUCCUGAAGGCUACAGAACAGCUGGUGAAUGAUAUCCUGAGACAGGCUUUGGCAGUUGGAUACCAGACAGCUUCUCACAACAGGAUUCCCAAAGAAAUUACAGUGAGUAAUAUUCACCAGGCCAUUUGCAACAUUCCUUUUCUGGAUUUCCUCACAAACAAACACAUGGGAAUAUUGAAUGAGGACCAGUGAGCGGAGUGAGGUGCCCUGGAGAAGCAGGCUUUGAAGGCGCAGCGAAGCUGUAACUGAGGACCCUGCUGCUCGGGAAGGAGGUGGUUUCCAGUGCGCCUCGGGAUGUCAUGGCUACCCAAGCAUUGCUGCUCCUGUUCCCGCGUGCCACCAGCAUGCUCCACUCCAGAUGAAAUCCUCUUGGACAGGAGUUUGUUUCCUGAGUGUGGAGUGAGGCUGUCAGUGGAUACGUGCUUUGUCGGCCAACGUUUCUGCAGUCUCUGUAAAGGCCCCAUGAGACUUGGGCCAGGCCAUGUGCCUCAGGCCCUUCUCCCUGAGUGUGCUCAAGGGGGCUCCUUGGGCCCGCCUCCCCAGGAGAUAGAAAAUGAGUGGCAGGCUAGAGAUUUGAACCAUUUUGUGGGCUGGAGUUACCAGUAGCUCUAGCAGUUAUCCUGAAGAAAGAUUGGGCUUCAGCAAGUGGUUCUCUCCCCUGCCUGGCCUUGGUGUGGAGGGGCUGUACUCUGAGCCCAAGUGAGUCAGCUAUAGGAAGAGGCCAUACCUAGAGCAAAGAACCAGGAAGGCCUGAGAGACGGCAGACUGAGCAGAAUUCCUGUUUUGAGCACAGGAGCAUUACUAGAACCAUUGUCAAAGCAGUGGCAAGAGACGGAGAGGUCCCAACGGGAGUCGGGAAGAGGUUUGAUUAUAACCAAGAAAACUCUCACUAUGCUAGGAAUAGACAGCGUGCACCAGUCCCGGACACUUGGCAGAAGCGUAGCAGUGUUACAUAUGUGUGCGAAGCAGAUCGCAGGCUCCAUGCCAUCUGCAUGGUCUGCAGGAACUUCUGCAGCUGACCCCAUGCUGAGUGGCCAGCGGGGAACAGCCCCCAGCAGGCUCUUCUGGGCUGGUCUGUCCUAUCCGUGGAUUGUGUAUCCUCUUCUCUGUUAAGGAGUUUUUCCCA